UCAUCCGUGUCAGGAAGAGGAAUUAGCAAGUUAACUCUCGACAGUGAAAAUAUCGAAAUUGUGAUUUGUUCAGAGACGGCUGAAGAUGUUUGCCAAGUUGAAGGAGAAGAUUCAGAAAGAAGGCGGCAACGUUAGCGAAGAGAAAAGCUUUCUGUCACUUCCCCAGCCUGGACACGCCAGCCCGGUAAAAGCCAAUGUUAGCCCAGUUCAGAGUCCUCACGGCAAGAAUGGAGUGCCGCCGGUUGAUGGUGCUAACAGCGGAGCAGAUUCUCCUGCCGGGAGUGUCUUUGGUGAAGAGACGUCAUUUACAGAAGACUGUUCAUCACAGGAGGAGAUGGCAACUCUGUUACUGAAGCGAACGGAGCAGUGUAAGAAGCUGGAAGCCAAAAUCAGUGAAUAUGCAGCAGUUAUCAAGGAGAAAAACAAGACAAUUGACAAGUUAGAACUGGUAGUGAAGAAACAUGGGGAAGUGACGGCAAAGAAACUGGAAGAACAAAAUGAGAAGUUUCAGCGUUUAACAGCGACAAUGGUGGAGAAAUUUGAAAACGAGUUAAAGAAAAAACAGCAGGAACUCCAACAAGCGCAAGAGAAAGUAAAAAAUGCAGAAAUAUUUCAAAAGACGCUUUUUAAGCGUGAAGAAGAAAAUGAUGAAGUUCAAGGUUUUACAACUCAAGAAUUGGCUAAAGUUAAACACUUGCUUCUCAUUGCGGAAGAAGAUUUGAUGAAAGGUAAAAGUGACCUUGACUUCAAAACGAAGCAGUGUGAACUGUUUGAGAAAACAAUAAAGGACCAGGAAAGUGAUCUAGUCGACAUAAAAGAGAAGCUGAAAGAUUUAGAGACAGAGAGUGAGCGAUUAAGAGAAGAAACCAUCCAGCACAGUAAAGUGGUAGAUAUCAUGACCAGGGAAAAGGCUUUGUUUGAAAAGAGACUUGAAGAAGUGAACUCGGAACUAACAGAGAAAAUAAAUUACAUUUCCAAAAGAAACAUAGAGUUUGCUGACCUGGAGAAUGAACUGAAAGUUCUUCAAAGAAAUGCAGAUGUUUACCAAAACAAAACGACCUUGUUGAUAUCAGAGAAGGAUGACCACAUCGAGAACCUGCAGGAUCGGGUUACGUUGUUGGAGCAGAGAGUUCACGAUCAGACUCUGUCAGGUGAUGAGAGGCACAAGGCACUGGAAGCAGAGAGAGACAACCUCGAACAUCGGUUAUCCGAGUCGAGACAGCAACUGUCGGAGAUCAAAGUCAGCUGGAGUUCAAAAAUCACACACCUGGAAGAACAGAUAUCGCACCUGAAUACCAAGAUAAUGGAGGAUAGUGAUGAAAAGUCUGGCAAUGAGAGAGCAACGGAAGAAAUGAGAGAACACUUCCAGAAGCAGCUGGAAGAUCUUCGACACCGCCUGCAAGAUGCAGAAAAACGAGUUUUAGAGAACUUUGAAUUGGCCAGUCAGAAGGACCGUCAGUAUGAAAAAGAGAAGAAUGAGUUGGAGAGCUUGUUGCAGCAGUCUAAGCUCGACUGGGUGGUGAAGGAGUCCCAGCUGAGAGGGAAGAUCACGUCACUCGAGUCGCAGAUAUUCGACAUUGAGUCGGCGCGUGAACACGAACGCAGCGAAGUCAGCCAGCAGAUUGCUCACUUUGAGAGUCGGGAACAGGAGUACAUAGAGAAGCAGCUACUAUUUGAGAAGGAGGUGCAGGGGCUGGAGGCGGGGUACAGCGAACUGCAGGCAGAAAUCUCACACCGAGCAGCUGAACUCGAGUCUCACAGGAAAAACUUAGAAGCAAAGACCAGGAGCGAAGUGUUCCUCAUAGAGAAGGUUUCUGAUCUAGAGCGACAACUUGAGGAGUUGAACGAGAAGUUUGAAACUGUUCACAAAGAUUCCAGACUCCAGCAAGUGGAGCUCACAGAAAGUGAAAAAGACAAAGACUCGUUGUUGGUGCGGAAUGCCGAAUUGUCACAGCAGAUGGAGACGCAUCGUCAGCAGACCGUGGAGAGACAACAAGAGUUACAGGACGAGAUCGCCGACAAGUCUCAGACCAUUGACAAGCUGAGGCUGUCGGUGUCACAAUUUGAAGAGAAAGUAUCAGAGUACAAGUCACAGAUACAACACUUUGAAAGUGCCCAGACCCAGUCUAUAGAAAAAAACAUUGCCCACGAUGAACUUGAGAAAACUGUAAGGUCAUUGCAAGAUCAGAUUGCAGAGAAAAAUAAGAUGUUGAAGAAACAGGAGCAGACACUGAAGGAUCUCCGGAUAACCCUGCAGCGCGAGUUAAAGGUGCAAUCUCUGCCGAACGAUGAGUCCUCGGAGCUGAGGGAAUCGUCCAACUCCCCAGUCACCAGCAGGAAGUCCGACUCGAACCGGCGUUCGGACCAGUACAAGCACAACGCGUCUGAGCCGUGGAACAACCCGCAUCUCACUCAUAAGAACCAGAUGGGCGACCAGUCGUAUGCACAGGUCUCGGCCGCCGCCCUCGAGAGUCAGGACGAUGCCAAGCUGAAACGCGGCAUGGCGGGGAUACGGCAGGAGCUCGACAAAGACGUUAACUUCCAGUACCUCAAACACGUCAUACUCAAGUUCUGUUGUAGCAGGGAGGCGGAGUCACUUCAGCUGAUAAAGGCGCUGUCCAUGUUACUCCACUUCAGCCGUGACGAGCAGGAGUUGAUUAAACAGACUCUACAAUGGAAAAUGUCAUGGUUUGGACCGAAACCACGCGUAGGUCAAGGUCAGACGUCUAAAAUCAUUCCUCCUUCGUACUGACGUGGAGAGAACUACCGACCACCAGUGUCUUUCAUACAACAGUGUCAUCUCCAAAAAGUGCUGAAAAAACAUCAUCAUUUAUUUAUUGCUAUUGUGUCCAUGUAUUCAGUGUCUUCAUAAUGUGGAAAUUACAGUGUAUUUGACAGUAUGGUAUCCAUAUACUGACAUUGAUUCAUAAUGUGGAAACUACAGUGUAUUUGACAGUAUGGUAUCCAUAUACUGACAUUGAUUCAUAAUGUGGAAAUCACAGUGUAUUUGACAGUAUGGUAUCCAUAUACUGACAUUGAUUCAUAAUGUGGAAAUUACAGUGUAUUUGACAGUAUGGUAUCCAUAUACUGACAUUGAUUCAUAAUGUGGAAAUCACAGUGUAUUUGACAGUAUGGUAUCCAUAUAUUGACAAUUUCUUCAAAAUAUAUAAAUUAGUAUAUCACAUGAUAUGAUAUCCAUAUAUUGACUGAUUUCAUAAUGUAGAAAUGACAAAGUGUAUUUGAUGAUAUGGUAUCCAUAUAUUGACAUUGUCUUCAUAAUGUGGAAAUCACAGCAUAUCUGAUAUUGUAUCCAAGUAUUGACAUUGAUUAAUAAUGUGGAAAUUACCCUGUAUCUGAUGGUAUGGUAUACAUAUAUUGACGCUGUCUUCAUAAUGUGGAAUUUACACUGUAUUUGAUAGUAUGGUAUCCACAUAUUGACACUGUCUACAUAAUGUGAAAUUUACACUGUAUUUGAUGGUAUGGUAUCUGUGUACUGAAAGUUUCCUCAUAAAAUGGAGAGUCAGUGUAUCCGAUAAAUGUUUGACACAAACUUACAAUUCACCGAGGCCUAGUGUGUCUUCAUACGGUGGAGAAAUAGUCGGUGAACCUGACAAUAGUGUGUUUGAAGUGUGUGGUUGUGACGGUCUUGUAUUAAUAUAUUGAAACUGUCUUCUAGCAGAAAAUAUACCAAGGAUGCAUUUACAAGACAUUUCAAUGGUGCCAGUGUCUUCAUGUGUGGAAAACAAACAAACCAAGUUUUAUGUCAUUGUUAAGAAGAAGACAAACAAUCAGCAAAUAUUGUUGUAUAGGUGAAAUAUUGUUCAGUAAUCAUCAAGACGGAAAGAGUGUUCUCACUGAAGUUGGAAAGUGUUGGUGUUAGUUGGAUCGCUAUGAGACUGAUGUUUUAGAACACUGUUUCUAGGACUUAUGCAUAUUACUAGUUUUGUAUUUAGGGGCAAGAUUCACAUAGUGAAUUCAUUUUAUUAUGUUUAAAUGAAUAAAGCUGUGAAUAUGUAUAAAAGAUGUACUGUACCAAGUACUGGUUGGCCAUUUACAUAUCUAACUAAAGCUAUGUUGUAUUUUGAUGAUGUAAUUCUAUCAUUUUGACAACAUAGCUACUGAUACUAUAAAAGAAAUGAAUAUAUGUUGAGAUGAUUUGUAGGAUCACAACAAUAGUAAAUAUAUAUAGAGAUUAUUAUACGAGCUUGUGUGUCGUACUGAUUUUACAAAACAAGUGUCAGAAUUUUUGCAUUGCCCAAGCAAAAGCGAGGGUAAUACAUAAAUCCUGACAAGAUUUUCGUAAAAUCAGUAUGAAUAACAAGGACCGUCUCAAAAUGUUUUAAUCACAACUAGAAGGAGACGACAAAAUGACGCCAUAUUUCACAUGCAAAGUUAUUACACGUGUGCUUCGUAUGAUUAUUAUUAACUCGGUUAUGUUGAACCAUGUGAAUAAUAAAGCUGUAUAUGACCAAUUUCAGAAAAUAUUAUGAACCAUAUCCUGCCAAAAGACUUGACACAGUUUUUAAUUGGGAAGUUUUUCCCCCAAAAAUGGCAGAAAUGUUUUAUAAAUUGAAUGAAAGAAAUAAGAAAGAAAGAAAUGUUUUAUUUAAUAAUGCACUCAAUACAUUUUAAUUAUAGUUAUAUGGUGUGAGGUUUUAUAAAUUGAAGUUAUAAGAUGGUAUCACACAAGACAUAAUAAUAUCACCUGUUUGCUUCAGAGCUGGUAUUCAUUUAUAUGUUACCGGUGCAAACAUUCACAUGUAAGUGAUUUUAGUCAUUAGUGUGAUUACUGCAUUUUAAGCAAAAUAAAAGAUAUAUUUUAUUGAUAAUCAUUGAUAAGAGUAUUUUUGAUACUUGUUAAAGUGACUUUUAGAACAUUUAAUGAUUGACAAGAUGACUAAUUGGUGGUUCAGCUGAAUUUAAAGUUGCAUAACUUGACAUGCAAACAGAAUGAUGGCAGAUUUCGCCAUUUAAGGGGAGCUGAAUCUCUUGCUCCCUAUCACUGCCCUGAUAUUAGUUCAAGGAGUAAUUUUUAGCUCUCCUUAAGCAGUGUUCUCAUGCGAUUACUCAUACCAACUUGUUGUAUGCAAUUGAAUCAUUUUUGUAGGGCUGACAAAUCGCAUGUGACAAGUCAAUGCAAAUAAUGGCCGCUUUAGCACGUGGAUUUAUAUGGUAUCGGUAAUAUCUUAAAUGGCUCCCCAUAAUCACUCCCCUCACUUGUUUUUCAUGGAAUUUCAUAGAAUUUUACUGCCACUUUCUCUCCUUUGACUUCCAUCUAAUUUCUUUCCAAUCUGGCAGCUUCUCCAAUCUUUCAACUUCUUUUACUGUUCACAUCCCAGUCUUUGUCUUUCCAACCACAAAAUAAUUAUAGGAUAUUAAACAAGCUUCCAUUUUGUAUCAUGUUUAUGUCCUUAGUGAAAUAAAUUUCACUUGUCACGAGUUUUAGCAAGUGAUAAUAAAAAUUAUUUCAAGAGGGACAUCAACAUGAUACAAUAUGGUAGCGAGUUUAAUAUUCUAUUUAUUAUUACCCAUAAUCGAUCUUAAUUUAUAUCACUCAUUCCUGUAAUGUUGUAGUACGCCAAUUGGUGACAUCACAAAGUAUUAUGUCCCAACUGGUGUUCUAGUGGGAUGUAUCACUUUGAUAUGUACCAAGAUAUUUUUAACCAUAUGGGUAAGCAAUAUUUCAUAUGUAACUGGGAGAGGAAUAAUUUUUGGAGGUUUAAAUGUUUUUUAAAUACCACAUCCAUUCUCAGUCCUGUUAGGCAUCAAACAGGUUAAUAUCAAACUACUGAGCUUUGUCUCCUUGUCAGCAUUAAUAUAACAUUCAUUCAUCUGUUUGUUCAUUCAUCCAUAUACUUUCAUUCAUUCAUUCAUUCAUUCAUUCAUUCAUUCAUUCAUUCAUUUAUACAAUGACAUUCAUUCAUUCAUUUAUAUUGAUUCUCUUACAUCCAUUUCUUCACAUGCAUCCAUUUAUAUUCAUUGAUUAAAAUGUGUUAAACUUGUUGUGUGUUAUCUCCGGAGAGGUUAUUAAUCUCUUCAGCUGGUCUUGGUUUACCAUCAAUUCCAAUAUGGUCAACCUUUUUAUUGACCUGUACUUCUGUCCAUGAUUUCAAAUAACAGAAAUACCUUCUUUUUAUUCUACUAAAUUUUUCUCAGUACACUAUGUACAUUUACCAAAUGAAAAUCAUGUUACUUGUGAUUUUUAUUUUCCUACCAAUAUAUAUGUAUGCAAACUAUUACUACAGAUAUACAAUUACCAAAUGACAACCAUGCAAUUGGCGAUCUCUAUAUUCACAAUAUAGACUUUUGUACAUAUACGUGUACUUAUUAUUAUAUAUUAUUAUGUAUGAACUAUUACUGUGUAGCCAUACAAUUAAAGGCCUAAUUACACAGGAGGGCUGAUAUGGAAAGGGUCGAACGAAAAGCAAUAAAUUGUGUGGUUGAUGUAAUUAGACACAGCAUGGAAAACCUGUCAAUAAGUUUUUUUUACUAUUAUAUGAUGAGAAAGCUGAUAGAAAGAAAUUUCUGUUGGGUCUACUUGAAAGAAAGUUGUACCAAAUAAAGAGAGUGAUUGUACAAUGUAUUGGACCAAAGAAACAAUAACUUGUAUUUACCCAUGGAAUACGCCACGAAAUAUAAAGAUAAUCAUGUUAUAAAGUAUGUGUAUGUCUUUGCAUGUUUAUAGCAAUAUACAGGUAUGUACACACAUUAGAGGAGGAAGAAGGAAAUGGUUUAACGACACACUCGACACAUUUUAUUGACGGUUAUAUGGCGUCGGACAUAUCAUUAAAGACCACACAGAUAUUGAGGAUGGAAAGCAGCUGUUGCUACUUUGUGGGCUACUCUUUUCGAUUAGCAGCAAGGGAUCUUUUAUAUGCACCAUCACAUAGACAGGAUACCACAUACCAUGGUCUUUGAUGUACCAGUUGCGGUGCAUUGGCUGGAGCGAGAAAUAGCCCAGUUGGCCCACUGACGGGGAUCGAUCUAAAACCGACCAUGCAUCAAGCGAGUGCUUUACCACUGGGCUAUGUCUAGCCCCUAUCAGGGGAGGAUGCAGACUUUUUCAAGGGAGAGAGUGCAAUGUUUAAAAAGAGCACCAACAAUACUCAAAAAUAGGCUUAGCAUAUCCAUAUGGCAAUCUUCCACAGAUACACCAAACUGACCACAUAUAUAUACACAUGUGUAUCCAUAGGGCAAUAUUCCACAGAUACACCAAGAUACACCAAACUGACCACAUAUAUAUAUAUACAUGUGUAUCCAAUCUGGCAAUCUUCCACAGAUACACAAAACUGACCACAUAUAUAUACAUGUGUAUCCAAUCUGGGCAAGUGCCGUUGUAUUAGAAUACUAGAAAUUUGUUUUGUUUGUUUAUGUAUAGUAUAUAUAAAAACAUAAACAAACAAAACAAAUUUCUAGUGUUCUAAUACAACAGCACUUGCACAGGUUGGGUGAAAUCUUAAUUUUUCUGUGUAACAUUUUGUAAAAAUCUCUUCGUGUUCUAUUCAUAGCAGUUUUGUGCUUUUUUGCUGGAUUGUUCCUCACUCAUAAUAAUUGGAUCUAUUGAACAGCACUAGUUUUUCCUUCCUGCUCUUCAGUGAAAUUAGGCCUUAACAAACGUUAACAAUGUUACCUGUGAUCUCUGUCUUCAUAAUACAAUUUUACACAUGUAUAUUACAUACAUGUAUAUUAGGAACAUCCAAAAAGACCAUUGCCGUACCUGUUUUCAUAUGAACAAGGUCAUUUGUUUCAUCAGCAUGUUUUCAUUAUGGUCACAUUGUACCUUAGUGCAUUUAGUAUGGCCCUUGGAACCAAAUCUAUCCCCUCACUGCAACAUAACUUUUAGUUUAAGAAGUAGAUAAACGUUUGAGUGCAAGGUCAUGUCCAUAACAAGGGUGGGGUACCAACUUGAAGCCAACUUCAGUAGCUGGUGAAACAAAAACAUGAGCUGUGUAAGCUGACACAUUGUCGAGCAGACUUUUUCAGCUCAUCUGAAAAGCUCAAGCUUGUAAUUCCCACUUAUGGUGAUACCUUUAUAAAAAAUAUUUAAUUAUCACAAUUCCUUUAAAAUCCAAUACAACUGAAACCAUAAGUUUCCCCACAAAAAAAACCUCUUUUGAUUUGCUUUGGAUGACGUGAGCUAGUGCUGUAGUCACACUGGAAAGAAAUCUGUUUUAACCAAUUUUAGAUAUGAAGUGUAUUUAUUUGAAAACUAUUAAAAAGUGGCUAAUUUAAACAACAAUUUAUCAGCCAAAUACUAAAUUUUGUAGCCACUGUGUAUAAAAGUUAGCAAUUUUCAAAUUUGGCGAUGGGCAGAGUGAGCCCUGCUAGUGUGCUUUCUUGUUUGGUUUCUCUAUCAACAGAACGAAAUCUGGUCUGGUGCUUAUAAAACGUUGAGUCUAGACUCGAGACUAAUAUAUUAAGAGUCCAACAUGUGAAUGUCAUGGCAGCGCCAUACAAAUUAUAUGUGUGUGACGUCAUUAGAGAUUGAGUCUGGACUCUAAAAGUUUUUAAAACAUGGGGCCCAGGUUUUAUCUUGUAUAAUUAAAAACAAAAUCUGAGUUUUUAAUUUUAAUUUGUUUUUAAGACGUCACAAAUCUAUAACACGGAGACAAAAACAUAUUUUCAAGGCAGCCCAAACAUACAUGGAUGAUGUAUUUCCAUUUCAGUAUGGGACUACGUGACAACCCAAACAUACAUGGAUGAUGUAUUUCCAUUUCAGUAUGGGACUACGUGACAACCCAAACAUACAUGGAUGAUGUAUUUCCAUUUCAGUAUGGGACUACGUGACAACCCAAACAUACAUGGAUGAUGUAUUUCCAUUUUAGUAUGGGACUACGUGACAACCCAAACAUACAUGGAUGAUGUAUUCCCAUUUCAGUAUGGGACUACGUGACAACCCAAACAUACAUGGAUGAUGUAUUCCCAUUUCAGUAUGGGACUACGUGACAACCCAAACAUACAUGGAUGAUGUAUUCCCAUUUCAGUAUGGGACUACGUGACAACCCAAACAUACAUGGAUGAUGUAUUUCCAUUUCAGUAUGGGACUACGUGACAACCCAAACAUACAUGGAUGAUGUAUUUCCAUUUCAGUAUGGGACUACGUGACAACCCAAACAUACAUGGAUGAUGUAUUUCCAUUUCAGUAUGGGACUAUGUGACAACCCAAACAUACAUGGAUGAUGUAUUCCCAUUUCAGUAUGGGACUACGUGACAACCCAAACAUACAUGGAUGAUGUAUUUCCAUUUUAGUAUGGGACUACAUGACAAGGCUUUGCUACAAGCUUGCUCAUUGCUGUCAGUUGAACUAUCUCGGUAUCAUUCAAGCCUGGGGUACACGAAACCUGCAGUGUAUGCCGGGUAAUCAUUCCCCCAUGUGGGAUCAUACACUCGGGAGACACACACAUAAUCGAACCUGUGAAGUGGGUGAAACUCAGUGUAUGUGGCCUUACAUUGAGCCUAUCUGUGUACCCACUCUUGGUUGGAAUUGGUACGGGAAUUUUAAAAAAUCACCCUUUUCAUCUUGCAUAAUGAUUUGACUUAUAAAUUAUAAUUGGUCUUCCAGAAAAUGCAUCAAAAGAGAAGUUAAAAUAUCGAGUCUGCAUCGUGGUACAAAACUGUCUAAACUGGACCUUGAACAAACCAGAAUACUGUCAAAACCAACCAAGUUUCUUGGUACCAAAUUUUCUAAAUUCUAAAAUACGACCCUCUAAACACCGGAUCCUGUCUAACUAGGAUAAAUAUUAGAACCUAGCGUGAUCUGGUUUAGACAUGUUUCACUGUAGUAGUAACUGAACACAGUGUAACUACACACACCGGAUCCUGUCUAACUAGGAUAAAUAUUAGAACCUAGCGUGAUCUGGUUUAGACAUGUUUCACUGUAGUAGUAACUGAACACAGUGUAACUACACAUAACUUAUUUAUAAUGUGUUUCACUGUAGUAGUAACUGAACACAGUGUAACUACACAUAACUUAUUUAUAAUGUGUUUCACUGUAAUAACUGAACACAGUGUAACUACACAUAACCUAUUUAUAAUGUGCUCAGUGGUAAUAUUAUAAAUUACCAUGUCAUCAAUAUUUGAUAGUUUUUAUCAGUUGAUGUUUGGAUGUCCUGACUAUUAAUUAUUACAUACAUGCAGUUAACAGAUGCCCAUCAUGUUAUUUGUGAUUUCACUGUUGUGUUUGUAUACCGGUAUUAUAUUUAUUUUUGGUUGUUGUUUUUUAUGAUAUAUGCAAAUCCAUGAUAUAAAUUGAUUGUACUUGGUGUUGUAUAUGAUCCCUUUGAUAUAUUUUAAGUACUGGAAAUGAAUUCUUCUGACAUGAAUCUAUGUUGAGAGGGCUCAAGAUGUAACCAUCUUCAGUGUUAAUAAAACAUCACCACCUGU
Molecule: messenger RNA, 10383 nt
Organism: Gigantopelta aegis
Lineage: Eukaryota; Metazoa; Mollusca; Gastropoda; Neomphalida; Peltospiridae
Product: golgin subfamily A member 1-like
Exons: 21
Coding region: 86-2752 (888 amino acids)
Cellular component (GO): Golgi apparatus
Source: RefSeq, a predicted model, not a curated record